CUAAAAGAGAAAGGACACGACAGGCAGCAGAAACAGCAAGACACUCAUCGUGUCCUCUGGACUGCAGAUGGACAGACGUCGUUUCCCGUCUUUAUGAACAACAAUAAAACAAGAUUGAAAGUUUAAAUUCAUCAGAGCUUGAUUUUCUCUUCCUUGCGCCACACACUUUUUUCUUCCUCUAUUCAACAACUGGGUGAAGGAAGAACAACAAAAUGGGUCCUGCAGUGAAAGAGAGUGAAACAAAAGGAAGAGGAAAAUCUUGUCUUAUCUUGAUUUACUGCCUGCUCAGUAUCUGUCGUUUGUUUUCUCCCGUGACAGGAUUUGCAUUAAAAACUUGCCUGAUGAGUUGUGACGUUGCCAUUUGUGUCAAAAUGAAACUCAGGGCUGUUCCUCGAGACAUUCCCCCAGCCGUGAGAGGCUUCAACUUGUCUUCAAACAGGAUUCCAAAAAUUCAAGUCUCAGAUUUUGUUAAUCUACCCGUUCUGACACAGUUGGACCUCAAUUUCAAUGAGAUUUCAGUGAUAGAAAAGGGUGCAUUUGUCAAACUGACUUCCCUCAAAACGCUAAUACUGAGUAAUAAUAAACUUGUUGAGCUCGGGGAGGAUGUUUUUGACGGUCUGAGCAACCUUGUAGAGCUCAGGAUAGUCAGUAAUCACAUCAAAGCUGUGGCAUGGACCUCCUUCAGGUCGACAAAAAGCUUAAAAUUCCUGGACAUUUCCGACAACAAACUGCAUCCCAUCGGAAAAGUCCGCUGCGUGUUACAUCACCUGCCACAUCUACACAAACUAUUCCUUAAAGACAAUGGAUUAACCUCUUUUCACUCGUGGAAACUGACAAACAAAUCACUGGAACUCAAAUCCCUCGACUUGUCCCGGAAUCCGAUGGCAGAUUUACAAAUCACUGCUGAUAUUUUUCCAAAUCUCACCUGGUUUAAUAUCAGUGGCUUUACCUCAAAGAAUCCACUGAUAUGGAACGUGCAAAACGGAAGUUACCUCCGCGGAGUUUCCACUCUUGAUAUCAGCGGGAUUCAAAUGUCCUUUGUCGACGUGAAAACAUUGCUCGAGACUGUAAACGCCUCACUCACGUCUCUGUCGAUGAAUUCUAUGAAAGAUAAGCUCACAGCGCGGAUCCACCUCUCAUGCGCCGUCCCGACGAUGUCCUCGCUGCAGCUCCGCCGGAACAAACUCAAGUCUGUCACUUCAACAUUGUUCAAGCUGUGCUACAACGUCACCGAGUUAGACUUGACAGAGAAUAAGAUACACAGUGUUUGUGACGAUGCCUUCAAAUCUCUGUGGAGUCUAAAGAUCUUGGGUUUAGGUCACAACAAGCUUUCAUCUGUACCAGGCGCCACAAGGAAUCUGCCAAGCCUGGUCAAGUUGGAUCUCAGCUCGAAUCGUAUUAGCAAACUAGUAUGUGAUGACUUUGCCAAUCAGACAACGCUUGAAUGGCUCAACCUUGAUGGCAACUCAGUAUCGGUGCUAACAAAAUGCAUUUUCAGGGACUUAGUACGACUGCAAGUUUUGAAGUUAGGGAACAACCACAUGUCCAAGUUACACGGUGCCUUCACAGAGCACUUGCCAAACCUCAGACAGCUGUUUUUGAAUGGAAACAAACUCACGUCAUUUAAACGUGGCGAAUUUAGCGGCUUACGGUCCCUCCGGAACUUGUUACUACACGGAAACAAAAUAGACACACUUGAAAACGGAUCUUUCAUCGGUUUGACCAACCUUACCGAUUUGCUCUUGCAGAACAAUCACAUUACAGGAAGUGAAAUAAACAAAGGUUGCUUCAACGAUCUUGUCAAUUUGAAGAGAUUGAAUUUGAGGCACAAUCACAUCAACUAUGAAAAUAGCUCGGCUUUGACUCAAGCACCGUUUUCUCAGCUGUCCCGCUUGGAGACGCUCGCUCUUCCAUCUCAGCGCUGCAGGCUGAAAACUCACCUGCCGUGUAACUUUCUCCAAGGUUUGAGAAACCUGUUAGUUUUCAACAUCAAGAACAUCAGACUUUUGUCCUUGCACAAAGACAUGUUCACGUACACGCCUCGGCUGCAGCAGCUCAACAUUGACACAAACAACCUCAAGCAUCUCCACCCAGAUUUGUUUUCACCGAUUCAGGACCUUAAAAGUCUUUACAUCUCGAGAACGAGUCUUCCGUCUCUGGAUUUUCUCAUUCACGCCAACCUUACCAAGCUUGAGUUUUUGAAGGCAAGACAGAACAACUACUCAGUCAUCAGUGAGGAGAUAAUAAAGUCCGUACCUGCUUUAGUUUAUGCUGAUUUUCAGUGGAACAGCUUCACCUGUGACUGUAACAACGCCUGGUUCCUCCACUGGGCCAAAGACAACAACCAAACACAAGUUUUUGACGCCUACAACUUUGAGUGCAGCUAUCCUGCACAUCUUAAGGGUAUGAAACUGUUGGACCUCAAUGUCUCGUCCUGCUCGGUGGACAUUGAAUUCAUCCUCUUUAUCUUCACCGCGUGUGCGAUCCUCUUGAUUAUGGUGGUGUCCUUCACCUACCAUUUCCUGAGGUGGCACCUGGUCUACGCCUACUACCUCUUCUUGGCUUUGCUCUUUGACUCACAGCGUAAGAACAAACAAGGUCCGAGUCAGUAUGACGCCUUCAUCUCCUACAACACCCAUGAUGAACCCUGGGUCAUCAAAGAGCUGCUGCCCAAACUGGAGGGAGAACAGGGCUGGAGAUUGUGUCUGCACCAUCGAGACUUUGAACCAGGUAAACCUAUCAUUGAAAACAUCACAGACGCUAUUUAUAGAAGCAGGAAAACCAUCUGUGUGAUCAGCCGCAGAUACCUGGAGAGUGAGUGGUGCUCCAGGGAGAUCCAGGUGGCCAGCUUCCGUCUGUAUGACGAGCAGAAGGACGUGCUGAUCCUGGUCUUCCUGGAGGAUGUCCCCACCUCUCAGCUGUCUCCUUACUACCGCAUGAGGAAGCUGCUGAAGAAGCAGACCUAUCUGAGCUGGCCUCGAGCAGAGGAGCACACCGAGCUCUUCUGGGAGAAACUGAGACAGGCUCUGAGGACCAAGGAGGGCGACGAUGGAGAAGACAAUCUCCUCAACAAUAUGGGGGACAGACAUUCAUUAAUAUGAAAUACUGUCCUCUAGGUUUUUACAAGCUCAAACCUUCACUGGACACCGGUUUGAAUUGUUUGGACUGUUUUUUUUUGGAUAAGAUGGUGUUGUUUUACAUUCUUGAUGCACUUUGUUUUUUGACUUUUCUGAUGUUACGUCAAUGAAUCCAUGUCAUUUUAACCAGUAACAGGUGGAGAUGUAUUCGUUAAAAUUAAAUUUAGAU
Molecule: messenger RNA, 3306 nt
Organism: Solea senegalensis (Senegalese sole)
Lineage: Eukaryota; Metazoa; Chordata; Actinopteri; Pleuronectiformes; Soleidae
Gene: tlr22
Product: toll-like receptor 22
Exons: 4
Coding region: 213-3101 (962 amino acids)
Biological process (GO): immune response; inflammatory response; toll-like receptor signaling pathway
Cellular component (GO): membrane
Molecular function (GO): transmembrane signaling receptor activity; protein binding
Source: RefSeq, a predicted model, not a curated record